Molecule: messenger RNA, 3431 nt
Organism: Tyto alba (common barn owl)
Lineage: Eukaryota; Metazoa; Chordata; Aves; Strigiformes; Tytonidae
Gene: TBC1D20
Product: TBC1 domain family member 20
Exons: 8
Coding region: 117-1301 (394 amino acids)
Biological process (GO): positive regulation of GTPase activity; endoplasmic reticulum to Golgi vesicle-mediated transport
Cellular component (GO): endoplasmic reticulum membrane
Molecular function (GO): GTPase activator activity
Source: RefSeq, a predicted model, not a curated record
GCGGGGGGAGCGGGGGCGGGACGGGACCGGACCGGACGGCGCGGUGGAGCGCGGAGCCGGCCCGGCCCGGCCCGGUUCGGUUCUCCGGCCCGGUAUGCGCCGCAGCGCCCGGGAACAUGGCCCGGCGGAGCCCGCCGCGCAACGGUGUCGGCGGUCACGACUUUGAUUCGAAGAAGAAAAGAAAAGUGGCGGAAAUUUAUCAGGCUCUGAACAGCGACCCCAUCGACGUGGCUGCGCUCAGGCGGAUGGCCAUCAGCGAGGGGGGGCUCCUGACGGAUGAGAUUCGUUGCAAAGUGUGGCCGAAGCUGCUGAGUGUUAACACAGACGACCUGCCCCCUCUUCCAGCAGGAAAGGAGCUGCGAGAGGACAAUAAAGAUUACCAACAAGUGCUACUGGAUGUGCGGCGAUCCCUGCGCCGUUUCCCGCCAGGGAUGCCAGACGACCAGAGGGAAGGGUUGCAGGAGGAGCUCAUCGAUAUUAUCCUCCACGUCCUCAAGCGCAACCCCCAGCUGCACUACUACCAGGGCUACCACGACAUCGUGGUCACCUUCCUGCUCGUGGUCGGGGACAGACUGGCCACAGCUCUGGUGGAAAAGCUCUCGACGCAUCAUCUCAGGGAUUUUAUGGACCCAACGAUGGAUAAUACCAAGCACAUUUUAAAUUACCUGAUGCCCAUCAUAGACCAGGUGAACCCUGAGGUGCAUGACUUCAUGCAGAGUGCGGAGGUGGGAACCAUCUUUGCUCUCAGCUGGCUGAUCACCUGGUUCGGGCACGUUUUGUCCGACUUCAGGCACGUCGUGCGAUUAUAUGACUUCUUCCUGGCUUGCCAUCCACUGAUGCCCAUUUAUUUUGCUGCUGUGAUCGUGCUGUACCGGGAGCAAGAAGUUCUGGAUUGCGAGUGCGACAUGGCCUCUGUCCACCACCUCCUGUCCCAGAUCCCCCAGGACCUUCCUUACGAGACUCUGAUCAGCAGAGCUGGGGACCUUUUUGUCCAGUUUCCGCCAUCCGAACUUGCCAGGGAGGCAGCCCAGCAGCAGGCUGAACGAACUGCGGCCUCCACUUUUAAGGACUUUGAGUUGGCGUCAGUGCAGCAGAGACCAGACACUGUGUUGAGGCAGCGCUUCAGGGAGCGGCUCCGAGGCGAGGAGCGGACAAAAUCCAUCUUGACAAAGCCAAGGACCAACCGCUUUGUCAAGCUGGCGGUGAUGGGGCUGACGGUCGCGCUGGGAGCAGCUGCCCUGGCCGUGGUGAAGAGCGCGCUGGAGUGGGCACCCAAGUUUGAACUGCAGAUUUUCCCCUGAAGCCGGAGGAAGGGCCUCCCCUGUCAGCACGUCGUUCCCUGGCGGGAAAGCAGGGGGGUUGAUGUUUGAUGGGAGGACGUGUCCGGAAUCGACCCGUCUGAAGAUUAUUUUUUAUUCUUGCUGUGUCCUGUGACGCUUUUGGCCUUUGCGACAGAAACUGAUGGGAACCAGCCCGGCAGGAUUGUGCCCCACGCCGACGCUCACCUUGUUCUCUCCUCCCCGUGCAGGGGUGAGCGCACGGGCGCUGCCGCCGUCUCCUGAGGAACCAGAGGUCCAGAUGAGUCAGGCUCUUCAGGCUGCGCGCCGGGGACUGUCCGAGCAGAAAGCCGCGCGUGGGCCGUACCGAAACGAUCCCGCGUUCUCUGUUGGGGGGGUAACUAGUGUGAGCGAGGGCAGAUCCUCACCUGGAGGAGAGCGUCACCGCAGGGUUUGGCCGGGGGGGGGGGGGGGGGGGUGUUUGGGGGCGAGGGGCUGUUACACUCCUGAGGAACGGGGCAGCCCUCCGGCUCCGCAUCGCUCCCAUCCGCGGGCUGCCAGCACACCUCCGACCCUUCCCCUCCCUACAGGCAACCUCUGAGUAGAGCCAGACCUUUCACAAGCCCCUGUCAGCGCCCUGCCGUUGGGGUUCUCUCCAGCGUGUAACACCCCCUGGCUCUUUUUUCCUUCCUCAUCUUUGCAGCCCGGCCUGUUGACAGGGGAGAAGGGCAGGGGGCAGGAGCAGAGCCGCGGGACUGCCAGAGGGAGAUUAGCUCUGGGUCGCUGGGGCUCCUUCACGGGUCGGCUCGCAGAUCAGCGAGGUGAGACACAAGUGUCACUGGCCCUGCCCGUCACGUGCCAGAUUGGGUCACCGCAAGUCUUAGCAGCACUCUAAACGCCCCUUGCAGACUCUUUAUUUUUUUUUUUUCUCACAGCUCUGAAAGCAGGCUCUAACGUGGAGAAAGGCUUUUUUCCACCUUGUGAAACAUUUCGCCCAAGGCAGAAGUCACGGUGGUGGGAAGCCUGUCUUUAAAUCUCCCCCCCACGAGCCGACGAGGCUUCAGCAAGUGGGGGGGUUUCUCGAAAGGCCACCCCGAUCCCCACCUCGCCACCCAGCCCAGUUAACACUCCCAGCGCUCCAAGCUAAGCAGCAAAUCCUCCUAGACAACUUGGUGUCCCACUGAGACAAAGCCAAUAGACUCUCUCUGCCUCUACCUCUCCCCUGAGCUGCUAAACCUCCCGCAAGUGCCCUUACCUGGCCCUCGCUGCUCCCCCCCCCCCCCCCCCCCCCACCGUUGCUGUGUUGUGCCCAAACCCGUCUGUGCCCGGGGGCUGCGCACCUGGAAACCAGCUGUUGGUUAAAGAGUUACGGAUUUCAGGCUGGAGAAAAAAAAGUCAUGCCCUGCAAGGCUCCGCACCCUCCUGUCCCAACCCUCUGCUUUGUCGGGUCAUAACCACCUCUGGAUAAGUUCUGGGGGGCCCUCGCUCUUGGGGGGGGGCUGUGCCUUUCUGCCCGUCAGGCUGGCCGGAGGGCGUGGGGGCGGUCGUCACGCCUGACCCGUGUUUCUGUAAAGCUCUGAGGAGUUUCCUUUGCCGGCUGCAGGCUGAAAUCCGGAGCGUGUGGAUCUGCUCCCGCCCAGGCAGGGCUGGGAGAGCCGUGCCCUCGGGCCUGGCUCCUGCGAGGGCUGCCUGUGCCGGUGCUGAGAGCCGGGGGGGGGGGGGGGCUGCUCCCGGGCCCCCUCCUCUUGGGGGGCUGAAGGCAGAGCCCCUUGCUGGCCCUCAGCACCUCCCCGGGGCAGCAGCGGCGCGGGGCAGAGCGCUGGCUGACUUAGCACUUUAGAAAUUCGUGGUGCAGAAGAGUCUGGGGUGACCUGGGGGUGCUGCUGGAGGUCCCAGGACCCCUCUGUGCGCUGCCCCGAAGGAGGGGGUGGCUGGAGCCCCCGCAGGGGGAAGCCCCUGCAGCCCCCCCCCCCCCCCCCAGUUCUCUGGCCACGAUGCACUUUAGUUCUUGCGUUGUCCCCAGGAGGAGGAAGGGCCUGAGAGGGAGACGGUUGCUCCGGGUUCUUGUUACUCUGUACAAAGACUUAUACAUAACCGUGUAAAUGCAGAUUUGUACAAACCCUAUAACUGUAAAAUAAACAGUUACUGAACACA